This is a messenger RNA of Herpailurus yagouaroundi (jaguarundi), 7368 nucleotides long. RefSeq names its product calcium voltage-gated channel subunit alpha1 A (gene CACNA1A). Gene Ontology annotation, biological process: calcium ion import across plasma membrane; chemical synaptic transmission. Bases 263 to 6649 code for a protein of 2128 amino acids. Lineage: Eukaryota; Metazoa; Chordata; Mammalia; Carnivora; Felidae. Gene Ontology annotation, molecular function: high voltage-gated calcium channel activity. Gene Ontology annotation, cellular component: neuronal cell body; membrane; voltage-gated calcium channel complex. The transcript is spliced from 42 exons. The record is from RefSeq and is a predicted model, not a curated record.
GGGGAGCCCUCGGCUCGGAACACGGCUGCUGCUGGCGUCCCCCCGUCUCUCUGCUCGUCUCCUUUCCAUUGGAUGGGCAAUGGGUGCGUGGGCUUCAGCUGGCUCGGCUCCCCGGGCGCUGGCAAGGUGGGACCCUCAGGACAGCUGGCGGGUGCGCUGCGCCGCUCACUAGCUACACCGCCGGAGCCCCGGAGCCCAUGCGAUACAGCUGCGCCCUGUGCUGGAGGCCGAAGACCCUGCGAGUUCUGAGCGAGGCCCAUGGAUGUGGAAGGCCUCCCGGGUCCCGGAUCCCAUGUUCUCCCCGCGCAGUUAUGACGCCCUGCACGACGGCGGCCAGGGGCCCCCGGCGGCGGACGGCACGGCGGGCGCCCCGCAGGACGCACGGGGCCCCCGGAUGAGCGGCCCCUGCCCCGGGCCCCCUCUGAAGCGGCGCGGCGGCGUGGUGGACCACCGAGAUGUCAUCUUGGCCCACCAGGCGCACAAAGUCCACAGCACGCCACAGGCCCGGAGGAAGGAAUGGGAAAUGGCCCGCUUCGGAGACGAGAUGCCGGCCCGCUACGGGGGAGGAGGCUCCGGGGCAGCCGCCGGGGUGGUCGUGGGCGCCGGAGGCGGGCGAGGAGCCGGGGGCAGCCGGCAGGGCGGGCAGCCCGGGGCGCAAAGGAUGUACAAGCAGUCAAUGGCGCAGAGAGCGCGGACCAUGGCCCUCUACAACCCCAUCCCCGUCCGACAGAACUGCCUCACGGUCAACCGGUCUCUAUUCCUCUUCAGCGAGGACAACGUGGUGAGAAAAUACGCCAAAAAGAUCACCGAAUGGCCUCCCUUUGAAUAUAUGAUUUUAGCCACCAUCAUAGCAAACUGCAUUGUCCUUGCCCUGGAGCAGCACCUGCCUGACGAUGACAAGACCCCCAUGUCUGAACGACUGGAUGACACAGAACCAUACUUCAUUGGAAUUUUUUGUUUCGAGGCCGGCAUUAAAAUCAUCGCCCUCGGGUUUGCCUUCCAUAAAGGCUCUUACUUAAGGAAUGGUUGGAAUGUGAUGGACUUCGUGGUGGUGCUAACAGGCAUAUUGGCGACCGUUGGGACGGAGUUUGACCUACGGACCCUGAGGGCAGUCCGAGUGCUGAGACCGCUCAAGCUGGUGUCUGGAAUCCCAAGUUUACAAGUCGUCCUGAAGUCCAUCAUGAAGGCAAUGAUCCCCCUGCUGCAGAUUGGCCUCCUCCUGUUUUUUGCAAUUCUUAUUUUUGCGAUCAUAGGGUUAGAAUUUUAUAUGGGGAAAUUUCAUACCACCUGCUUUGAAGAGGGGACAGAUGACAUUCAGGGUGAGUCUCCGGCUCCAUGUGGGACAGAGGAACCCGCCCGCACCUGCCCCAAUGGGACCAAAUGUCAGCCCUACUGGGAAGGGCCCAACAAUGGGAUCACUCAGUUCGACAACAUCCUAUUUGCAGUGCUGACUGUUUUCCAGUGCAUCACCAUGGAAGGGUGGACUGACCUCCUCUACAACAGCAACGAUGCCUCAGGGAACACUUGGAACUGGUUGUACUUCAUCCCCCUCAUCAUCAUUGGUUCCUUUUUUAUGCUGAACCUCGUGCUGGGUGUGCUGUCAGGGGAGUUUGCCAAAGAGAGGGAGCGGGUGGAGAACCGGCGGGCCUUUCUGAAACUGAGGAGGCAGCAGCAGAUCGAACGGGAGCUCAACGGGUACAUGGAGUGGAUCUCAAAAGCAGAAGAGGUGAUCCUCGCCGAGGAUGAAACCGACGGGGAGCAGAGGCAUCCCUUUGAUGCUCUGCGGAGAGCCACCAUAAAGAAAAGCAAGACCGACCUGCUCAACCCCGAGGAGGCCGAGGACCAGCUGGCCGACAUCGCCUCCGUGGGGUCUCCCUUCGCCCGAGCCAGCAUUAAAAGUGCCAAGCUGGAGAACUCGACUUUUUUUCACAAAAAGGAGAGGAGGAUGCGUUUCUACAUCCGCCGCAUGGUCAAAACUCAGGCCUUCUACUGGACUGUGCUCAGUCUGGUAGCCCUCAACACUCUGUGUGUCGCUAUUGUUCACUACAACCAGCCCGAGUGGCUCUCCGACUUCCUCUACUAUGCAGAAUUCAUUUUCUUAGGACUCUUUAUGUCCGAAAUGUUUAUAAAAAUGUACGGGCUUGGGACGCGGCCUUACUUCCACUCUUCCUUCAACUGCUUUGACUGUGGGGUUAUCAUCGGGAGCAUCUUCGAGGUCAUCUGGGCCGUCAUAAAACCCGGCACAUCCUUUGGAAUCAGCGUGUUACGAGCCCUCAGGUUAUUGCGUAUUUUCAAAGUCACAAAGUACUGGGCAUCACUCAGGAACCUGGUCGUCUCUCUUCUCAACUCCAUGAAAUCCAUCAUCAGCCUGUUGUUCCUCCUUUUCCUGUUCAUCGUGGUCUUCGCCCUUUUGGGAAUGCAACUCUUCGGCGGCCAGUUUAACUUCGAUGAAGGGACUCCUCCUACCAAUUUCGACACUUUUCCAGCAGCAAUAAUGACAGUGUUUCAGAUCCUGACGGGCGAAGACUGGAACGAGGUCAUGUAUGACGGUAUCAAGUCUCAGGGGGGCGUGCAGGGCGGCAUGGUCUUCUCCAUCUACUUCAUCGUGCUGACGCUCUUCGGGAACUACACCCUCCUGAACGUGUUCUUAGCCAUCGCGGUGGAUAAUUUGGCCAACGCCCAGGAGCUCACCAAGGAUGAACAAGAAGAAGAAGAGGCAGCCAACCAGAAGCUGGCCCUGCAGAAAGCCAAGGAGGUGGCAGAAGUGAGUCCUCUGUCAGCCGCCAACAUGUCCAUAGCUGUAAAGGAGCAGCAGAAGAGCCAGAAGCCCACCAAGUCCGUGUGGGAGCAGCGGACCAGCGAGAUGCGGAAGCAGAACCUGCUGGCCAGCCGGGAGGCCCUGUACAACGAGAUGGACCCGGACGAGCGCUGGAAGGCCUCGUACGCCCGGCAUCUGCGGCCGGACAUGAAGACCCACCUGGACCGGCCGCUGGUGGUCGACCCCCAGGAGAACCGCAACAACAACACCAACAAGAGCCGGGCGGCCGAGCCCACCGUGGACCAGCGCUGCCUCGGCCAGCAGCGAGCCGAGGACUUCCUCAGGAAACAGGCCCGCUACCACGACCGGGCCCGGGACCCCAGCGGCUCGAUGGGCCUGGACCCCCGCAGGCCCUGGGCCGGCAGCCAGGAGGCCGAGCUGAGCCGGGAGGGGCCUUACGGCCGCGAGUCGGAGCACCACGCGCGGGAGGGCGGCCUGGAGCAGCCGGGCUUCUGGGAGGGCGAGGCCGAGCGGGGCAAGGCCGGGGACCCCCACCGGAGGCACGCCCACCGGCAGGGGGGCAGCAGGGAGAGCCGCAGCGGCUCGCCCCGCACGGGGGCCGACGGCGAGCCGCGCCGGCACCGGGCCCACCGCCGGCCGGGCGAGGAGGGCGCGGAGGACAAGGCGGAGCGGAGGUCCCGGCACCGCGAGGGCAGCCGGCCGGCCCGGGGCGGCGAGGGCGGCGAGGGCGACGGGCCCGAGGGCGGCGAGCGGAGGAGGCGGCACCGGCACGGCCCCCCGGCCUCCUACGAGGCGGACGCAGCGCGCAGGGAGGACCGAGAGCGCCGCCACCGGAGGAGGAAAGAGAACCAGGGCUCCGGGGUCCCCGUGUCGGGCCCCAACCUGUCGACCACCCGGCCAAUCCAGCAGGACUUGGGCCGCCAGGACCCGCCGCUGGCCGAGGACAUUGACAACAUGAGGAACAACAAGCUGGCCACCGCGGGGUCGGCCGGCGCCCACGACAGCCUCGGCCGCCCCGGCCUGCCCCAGAGCCCCUCCAGGACCGGAAACAGCACCGACCCCGGCCCCGCGCCAGCACCGCCCGCCGUGGCCGCGAACCCCCAGAACGCCGCCGGGCGCCGGGCGCCCAACAACCCGGGGGACCCGUCCGACCCCGGCCCCCCCAAGACCCCCGAGAACAGCCUUAUCGUCACCAACCCCAGCAGCACACAGACCAACUCAGCAAAGACUGCCAGGAAACCCGACCACACCACGGUGGACAUCCCCCCGGCCUGCCCGCCCCCCCUCAACCACACCGUCGUCCAAGUGAACAAAAACGCCAACCCAGACCCACUGCCAAAAAAGGAGGAAGAGAAGAAGGAGGAGGAGGAAGACGACCCUGGGGAAGACGGCCCCAAGCCCAUGCCCCCCUACAGCUCUAUGUUUAUCCUCUCUACAACCAACCCCCUUCGCCGCCUGUGCCACUACAUCCUGAACCUGCGCUACUUUGAGAUGUGCAUCCUCAUGGUCAUUGCCAUGAGCAGCAUCGCCCUGGCGGCUGAGGAUCCCGUGCAGCCCAACGCACCGCGAAACAACGUGCUACGGUAUUUUGACUACGUUUUUACAGGCGUCUUUACCUUUGAGAUGGUGAUCAAGAUGAUCGACCUGGGACUCGUCCUGCACCAGGGUGCCUACUUCCGCGACCUCUGGAACAUUCUCGACUUCAUAGUGGUCAGUGGGGCCCUGGUGGCCUUUGCCUUCACUGGCAACAGCAAAGGAAAGGACAUCAACACAAUUAAGUCCCUCCGAGUCCUCCGGGUGCUACGACCUCUUAAAACCAUCAAGCGGUUGCCAAAGCUCAAGGCCGUGUUCGACUGCGUGGUGAACUCGCUCAAGAACGUCUUCAACAUCCUCAUCGUCUACAUGCUGUUCAUGUUCAUCUUCGCCGUGGUGGCCGUGCAGCUGUUCAAGGGGAAGUUCUUCCACUGCACGGACGAAUCCAAGGAGUUUGAGAAAGACUGUCGCGGCAAGUACCUCCUGUACGAGAAGAACGAGGUGAAGGCCCGGGACAGACAGUGGAAGAAGUAUGAGUUCCAUUAUGACAACGUGCUCUGGGCUCUGUUGACUCUCUUCACUGUGUCCACGGGAGAAGGCUGGCCACAGGUCCUCAAGCACUCCGUGGACGCCACCUUUGAGAACCAGGGCCCCAGCCCCGGGUACCGCAUGGAGAUGUCCAUCUUCUACGUCGUCUACUUCGUGGUGUUUCCCUUCUUCUUCGUCAAUAUCUUCGUGGCCUUGAUCAUCAUCACCUUCCAGGAGCAGGGGGACAAGAUGAUGGAGGAAUACAGCCUGGAGAAAAAUGAGAGGGCCUGCAUCGACUUCGCCAUCAGUGCCAAACCGCUGACCCGACACAUGCCACAGAACAAGCAAAGCUUCCAGUAUCGCAUGUGGCAGUUCGUGGUGUCCCCGCCUUUCGAGUACACCAUCAUGGCCAUGAUCGCCCUCAACACCAUCGUGCUCAUGAUGAAGUUCUACGGGGCCUCGGUUGCUUAUGAAAACGCUUUGAGGGUAUUCAACAUCGUCUUCACCUCCCUCUUCUCUCUGGAAUGUCUGCUGAAAGUCAUGGCUUUCGGGAUUCUGAAUUAUUUUCGUGAUGCCUGGAACAUCUUCGACUUUGUGACUGUUCUGGGCAGCAUCACCGACAUCCUCGUGACUGAGUUUGGGAAUAACUUCAUCAACUUGAGUUUUCUCCGCCUCUUCCGAGCUGCCCGGCUCAUCAAACUCCUCCGACAGGGUUACACCAUCCGAAUCCUUCUCUGGACCUUUGUGCAGUCCUUCAAGGCCUUGCCUUAUGUCUGUCUGCUGAUUGCCAUGCUUUUCUUUAUCUACGCCAUCAUCGGGAUGCAGGUGUUUGGCAACAUCGGCAUCGACGUGGAGGAUGAGGACAGUGAUGAGGAUGAGUUCCAAAUCACUGAGCACAAUAAUUUUCGGACCUUCUUCCAGGCCCUCAUGCUUCUCUUCAGGAGUGCCACCGGGGAGGCUUGGCACAACAUCAUGCUUUCCUGCCUCAGUGGGAAGCCGUGUGAUAAGAACUCUGGCAUCCUGACUCCCGAGUGUGGCAAUGAAUUUGCUUACUUCUACUUCGUUUCCUUCAUCUUCCUGUGCUCGUUUCUGAUGCUGAACCUCUUUGUCGCUGUCAUCAUGGACAACUUUGAGUACCUCACCCGAGAUUCCUCCAUCCUGGGCCCCCACCACCUGGAUGAGUACGUGCGUGUCUGGGCCGAGUACGACCCCGCAGCGUGCGGUCGGAUUCAUUAUAAGGAUAUGUACAGUUUAUUGCGCGUGAUAUCUCCCCCUCUCGGCUUAGGCAAGAAAUGUCCUCAUAGGGUUGCUUGCAAGAGGCUCCUUCGCAUGGAUCUGCCCGUGGCCGAUGACAACACUGUCCACUUCAAUUCUACCCUCAUGGCCCUGAUCCGCACAGCCCUGGACAUCAAGAUCGCCAAGGGUAAGGGCAGGGACGGGAGCAGGGAGGUGGGACCGGAUGGAACUGGGGCCUGGAAGGGGAGAGAGCAGCGGACAGCCGGGGAUCCUACUCCCCGCCUGAAACCAGAGGAGCCACUGGCCCGUCCCGGUCUCCACUCACUCACCCACUCAGCCGGCACACGUCUCGUGCACGCUUCCUGUGUGCCGGCCAGUGCUAUAUGCGGAGGGGGGGACGUGGCAGUUCACGCUUCCAGUGGGAGAGGCUUCCCUGAGGAGGUUCUCAAGGAGUCAUGUGGACACGUGGGGAGAAAGUGCCCCAGCAGGGGCCAAAGCCCUGAGGCUCCCUCUGGCCGCAGGGCAGAACGGACCGGGAGGAGGUCAGCGUGGAGGCCACUGACCCAAAAAUGAUCCCAGUGAAAGCAGGAUGGCUGCCUAGACUCGGGGGGUGUGGAGUGUUCAGAGUCCGGCCGUGUCCUGGGAGCUGGCCCACGCCAUGGCCGAUGCAAGGCGUGGGGCAGAGAGAGGAGUCAAGGCCACCCCCCAGGGGCGAGGGCCUGAGCAGCCGAAGGACAGAGCCGCGGCUGUCCGAGACGAGGAAAAGGUGGGAGGGGCAGGUUUGGGGCGAAGGAAGGGCAGGAGGUCGGUGUCGGCCUGGAGACAAGGUGCGGGCAGGGGUCUCUCCCGCGGAUGCUUCUGGUGGGGAACGCCUCCCCAGGAAGGUUCUGAAGGCGAGGUUAAUGCGUCUUCCCGGCUGGGCUGGAGAUACAAAGUCAGGAGGCAUCAGAUGCCGACACAUCUUAAGCCAGGGGACUGGACAAGCUCGGCAAGGAGAUAAGUGUGAACCGAGAGGCCCCAAGGACAGCCCAGGGCCACCGCAGUGUUAGAGGUGACCAGGGAAGGGGCGACUGGGGAGGAGAUGAAGGCCGGGCCAGCGUGGGCCCCCGAAGGGUGUCUCCGGCACGUCCGUUCCUGCCCAACAGCCAAGGAAGACAAGGACCCAGAGCGAGCAGUGGCGGAGGGGGUCAGAGCCCCCCUGCCUUGGAACGGGGUCUAGAGGCCUGGCAGGAGACCGGAUGUGACUUGGCAGCUGAUGGGACAGUGGGGCAGAGAGAGAGGUGCGCCGGUCG